Chinchilla lanigera (long-tailed chinchilla) is the source of this 691-nucleotide messenger RNA. Its product is annotated as membrane-spanning 4-domains subfamily A member 12-like. Gene Ontology annotation, cellular component: plasma membrane. NCBI's taxonomy places the organism in Eukaryota, Metazoa, Chordata, Mammalia, Rodentia, Chinchillidae. The transcript is spliced from 6 exons. Gene Ontology annotation, biological process: cell surface receptor signaling pathway. The record is from RefSeq and is a predicted model, not a curated record. The coding region runs from base 5 to 691 and encodes 228 amino acids.
AACAAUGUCAGGCCAAGGCGAAAGAAAUGAACAAGCAUCAACAGACCCCAAAGAAGACCUCAGGAUACUCAUACUCGGGGGGAUCCAGAUCAUGAUUGGAGUGAUGCACCCUGGGUUUGGAGUUAUUGGGGCUUUACUGAGUUACAGUCUGAGUCGAGCUUGGGGCUUCGGCUCCAUCUCCUUUGUCUCUGGAUACCCCUUCUGGGGUGGACUGUGUUUCAUUGUUUCUGGUGCUAUCACCAUUUCAGCACUCCAGGAACACUCCUCGAGUCUGCUAAAAGGCAGCCUGGGAAUGAAUAUCUUUAGUUGUAUGUUUUCAAUCAUUGGAGUUAUCCUGUUGCUGGUGGAUCUAUGCACUGCAGUCCACCAUCGAAAAAACUACUGGACUUCGGUUGCUGGAAAAGGAAUCUCAGCCAUGCUGCUUCUCUUCUCUGUCUUGGAGUUCUGCAUAGCGUGUGCCACGGCCCAUGUUGUCACCCAAGUCAUCAGGAACCCCAGCAGGGUGAGUUGGGCUCUUCGUAAAAUACGGGAACGCACGCUGAACAAGUACAGAGGCGCGAGUCUGCUGCAUCCCUAUGCACGGUCUGCCCUGGUUAUUCCAAACGUGUAUGCAGCCAACCCCGUGAUGCUCGAGUUUGCCCCAGGUCCUCCAAGAAGUGACAGCCAGCUACCUUACGCCCCCCGAUAUUAA